CUUCCCAGUCCCGGGAGGCCGCCGCGCCAGCGGCGCAGCUCAAGACCUUCCCAGGUCCCACAGCCCGGCUCUGGACGUGAGACCCCGGCCACCUCCAGCAAGGAGAGGCGGGAGUCCUGUCGCCCUGUCCAAAGAUCUCACCACAUCUCUUCUCCUCCUAUCUCCAAGGACCAUGACCUUGGGGAGCUUCAGAAGGGGCCUUUUGAUGCUGUCGGUGGCCUUGGGCCUAACCAGGGGAGACUUGGCGAAGCCUUCUAAGCUGGUGAACUGCACUUGUGAGAACCCACACUGCAAGAGGCCAGUCUGCCAGGGGUCAUGGUGCACAGUGGUGCUGGUUCGAGAACAGGGCAGGCACCCCCAGGUCUAUCGGGGCUGCGGGAGCCUGAACCAGGAGCUCUGCUUGGGACGUCCCACAGAGUUUGUGAACCAUCACUGCUGCUAUAGAUCCUUCUGCAACCACAACGUGUCUCUGAUGCUGGAGGCCACCCAAACUCCUUCGGAGGAUCCAGAAGUUGAUGCCCAUCUGCCUCUGAUCCUGGGUCCUGUGCUGGCUUUGCUGGUCCUGGUGGCCCUGGGUGCUCUGGGCUUGUGGCGUGUCCGGCGGAGGCAGGAAAAACAGCGGGGUCUGCACAGUGACCUGGGCGAGUCCAGUCUCAUCCUGAAGGCAUCUGAACAGGGAGACAGCAUGUUGGGGGACUUCCUGGACAGUGACUGUACCACAGGCAGCGGCUCGGGGCUCCCUUUCUUGGUGCAGAGGACAGUGGCUCGGCAGGUUGCACUGGUGGAGUGUGUGGGAAAGGGUCGAUAUGGCGAGGUGUGGCGCGGUUCGUGGCAUGGCGAGAGUGUGGCGGUCAAGAUUUUCUCCUCACGAGAUGAGCAGUCCUGGUUUCGGGAGACGGAGAUCUACAACACAGUUCUGCUUAGACACGACAACAUCCUAGGCUUCAUCGCCUCCGACAUGACUUCGCGGAACUCGAGCACGCAGCUGUGGCUCAUCACCCACUACCACGAACACGGCUCCCUCUAUGACUUUCUGCAAAGGCAGACGCUGGAGCCCCAGUUGGCCCUGAGGCUAGCUGUGUCCGCGGCCUGCGGCCUGGCGCACCUACAUGUUGAGAUCUUUGGCACUCAAGGCAAACCAGCCAUUGCCCAUCGUGACCUCAAGAGUCGCAAUGUGCUGGUCAAGAAUAACUUGCAGUGUUGCAUUGCAGACCUGGGACUGGCUGUGAUGCACUCACAAAGCAGCGAUUACCUGGACAUCGGCAACAACCCCCGAGUGGGUACCAAGAGAUACAUGGCACCGGAGGUGCUGGAUGAGCAGAUUCGCACAGACUGCUUUGAGUCGUACAAGUGGACAGACAUCUGGGCCUUCGGCCUAGUGCUAUGGGAGAUCGCCCGGCGGACCAUCAUCAAUGGCAUUGUGGAGGAUUACAGGCCACCCUUCUAUGACAUGGUACCCAAUGACCCCAGUUUUGAGGACAUGAAAAAGGUUGUGUGCGUUGACCAGCAGACACCCACCAUCCCUAACAGGCUAGCUGCAGAUCCGGUCCUCUCCGGGCUGGCCCAGAUGAUGCGAGAGUGCUGGUACCCCAACCCCUCUGCUCGCCUCACCGCACUGCGCAUAAAGAAGACAUUACAGAAACUCAGUCACAAUCCAGAGAAGCCCAAAGUGAUUCACUAGCCCAGGGCCACCGGACUUUCUCUGCCUAAAGUGUGUGCUGGGGUAGAAGACAUAGCCUGUCUGGGUAGAGGGAGUGGAGAGAGUGUGCUCGCUGCCCUGUGUGUGCCUGCUCAGCUUGGCCCCCAGCCCAUCCAGCCAAAAAUACAGCUGGGCUGAAAUUC
Messenger RNA from Mus pahari (shrew mouse), 1842 nucleotides. RefSeq names its product activin A receptor like type 1 (gene Acvrl1). Gene Ontology annotation, cellular component: plasma membrane; BMP receptor complex. Gene Ontology annotation, biological process: BMP signaling pathway; transforming growth factor beta receptor signaling pathway; dorsal/ventral pattern formation. Gene Ontology annotation, molecular function: SMAD binding; ATP binding; transforming growth factor beta receptor activity, type I. The transcript has 10 exons. The coding region runs from base 173 to 1681 and encodes 502 amino acids. The record is from RefSeq and is a predicted model, not a curated record. Lineage: Eukaryota; Metazoa; Chordata; Mammalia; Rodentia; Muridae.